AUGAGAGGCCUUUCUGUUCUACUUGUUGCCAUUUUCGCCACUGCCGUCGUCGGAAUCAGCAUUAACGCCAAUGUCGUUUCUUCGGAAUUGGCGUCGAUUGAGUGUGAUUUGUGCGAAAUGGCAGUCAGAACAGUGGUACCAAUGAUGGAUCAGGACACGAAAGAUAUAGAAAACGCUGUAAACAAGGAGUGCAAGGAACUUCUGCACAAAAUCCCCUUCGCCACUCAAAAAUGCCAGAAAUUCGUCGACGAAGAUCUGAACAAAAUCAUCAAGGAACUCGAGUCUGGCACCGCUCCAAAAGACGUUUGCAAGAAGCUCGAUAUGUGUUAA
Ostertagia ostertagi is the source of this 330-nucleotide messenger RNA. The record is from the annotation of a GenBank genome assembly. NCBI's taxonomy places the organism in Eukaryota, Metazoa, Nematoda, Chromadorea, Rhabditida, Trichostrongylidae.